This is a messenger RNA of Lampris incognitus (smalleye Pacific opah), 840 nucleotides long. RefSeq names its product lathosterol oxidase-like. The transcript has 5 exons. Gene Ontology annotation, molecular function: oxidoreductase activity; iron ion binding. The record is from RefSeq and is a predicted model, not a curated record. Lineage: Eukaryota; Metazoa; Chordata; Actinopteri; Lampriformes; Lampridae. The coding region runs from base 1 to 840 and encodes 279 amino acids.
AUGGAUGUUGUGCUGAACAUGGCCGAUUAUUAUGUCUUCACCCCAUACAUGUACCCAGCCACGUGGCCAGAGGACGAGGAACUGCGUAAAAUAAUCAGCCUUCUGCUUGUGACGAACCUGGGAGCAGAACUCAUUUACCUGGUCUUUGGUGCCCUUAAUUUUUACUUAAUUUUUGACCAUAAGCUCAUGAAGCAUCCGCAGUUUGUUGAGAACCAAGUGCAAAGAGAAAUCAAACUAGGCAUAGUCUCCAUUUUCUGGAUGAGCUUCCCCACCGUGGCAAUCUUCUUUGCUGAAAUCAGGGGCUACAGUAAACUUUUUGACAAUGUCAGCGAAUCCCCCAUGGGCUGGGCUGGGUUGUUUCUUAGCAUUGUGGGCUUCCUGUUCUUUACUGAUACAUGUAUCUACUGGAUACACAGGGCCAUGCAUCAUAAAAAUAUAUAUAAGCACUUGCAUAAGCAACACCAUAUCUUCAAGAUCCCAACGCCUUUUGCCAGCCACGCCUUCCACCCCUUGGAUGGUUUUCUGCAGAGUCUACCUUACCAUGUUUACCCUUUCCUCUUCCCCCUCCACAAGGUGAUCUACCUCUGGCUGUUUGUCUUUGUCAACGUUUGGACCAUUUCCAUACAUGACGGUGACUACCACAUCCCUGGUCCUCUGAUAGAGUUGAUCAAUGGCGCUGCCCACCAUGUAGACCAUCACCUCUAUUUCAACUACAACUAUGGGCAAUACUUCACCCUCUGGGAUCGUGUAGGGGGUUCAUACAGACAUCCUUCAGCCCUCCUCGGGAGGGGACCACACGACCACAUCAGCAAACAUACAGCAGAAGGAAAGCUGCAUUGA